Cladophialophora carrionii CBS 160.54 is the source of this 417-nucleotide messenger RNA. RefSeq lists its product as uncharacterized. The record is from RefSeq and is a predicted model, not a curated record. Gene Ontology annotation, biological process: transmembrane transport. Bases 1 to 417 code for a protein of 138 amino acids. Gene Ontology annotation, molecular function: transmembrane transporter activity. Gene Ontology annotation, cellular component: membrane. The transcript has a single exon. Lineage: Eukaryota; Fungi; Ascomycota; Eurotiomycetes; Chaetothyriales; Herpotrichiellaceae.
AUGACAUUACAGCUUCGGCGACAACCAGCCGAGAAGCCUUCGCCUUCUCCAGGGACCCAAAGAUUUCCAUUUCGAAGAUGGCUGAGCAAGAUCGAAAAGAAGCGGAACAUCCCAUGCAAUGCCGUGUAUGCAUUGUCUUUCUGGUUCGCCUUACUCUGCCUGAUCAAUAUUGGCUCAACGACGGCUUUAUACAUCAUCUUCUCAGGGACGUUACUGGCUUUGACGAGCACCUACAUGCUCUCGAGCGGCUGUGUCGCCCUUCAUAGGAUCCCGGACGAGCCAUCGCCUCCGCCACGAUGGAACCUUGGUCGCUAUGGAUUUGUGAUCAACGUCUUCGCCUUGUUCUACGCCAGCUGCGCAGUGGUACUCUCCUGCUUUCCAUCCACUCUACCAGUUGAUAUAAGCAUGGCGAACUAG